AUGGAUAUACAAUAAUUUGAAGAAUAAAAUAAUAUAAAUAAUGAUGAAAGCAUCUAUAUAUGGGAUGAAUAGGAACAAGACGAUAUUUUAGAAAAGCAAGAAUGGAAAAAAGAUCCUAAUUAUUUUAAAAAAUGCAAAAUAUCACUAUUAGCAGUAUUAAAGAUGUUAACUCAUGCCCGAAUGGGAGGACAUAACGAAGUAAUGGGAUUAUUUUAAGGAAAAAUUAAAAAUGAUACGAUAAUAGUAAUGGAUUCAUUCGCCCUUCCAGUCGAAGCAACAGAAACAAGAGUAAACGCAUCAUCUGAUUGUAAUGAAUUUAUAAUAUAAUAAGUUGAACUUUUAGAAAAAGCAGGAAAAAUGGAAAAUGUGAGAGGUUGGUAUCAUUCUCACCCUUCUUAUGGUUGCUGGCUUUCAGGUAUAGAUGUUUAGACAUAAACUUUAUAAUAAAAAGCAGAUCCUAUGUUAGCCAUAGUAAUUGAUCCUAUAAGAACUAUGGCGUCAGGUAAAAUUGAAAUUGGUGCUUUUAGAACUUAUCCAGAAAAUUUCAAUAAAUAAGUAGAUUAAGGAUAAAAUUAAUAGGUUAUUCCUCUAGAUAAAAUAGAAGAUUGGGGUGUUCAUUAUAAGAAAUAUUAUGCUUUAGAGGUGAGUUUUUUUAAGACUAAUUUAGAUUCUGAAAUUAUUGAGGUUUUAUGGAAUAAAUAUUGGAUUAAUACUAUUACUUAAAGUGCUAUAUUUAUUAAUAAAGAAUAUUUUGUUAAUAGUUUAAAUGAUUUGAGCAAUAAAAUGAAGAAUGCUAAAAACAAAGGAAGAAAAGGUGACACUGUUAUAACCGUUAAUGAUCUAUUAGGGAAAAAUAGUUUAGGUGAAAAAGAACCAAUUAAAUAUGCAUUGGAAAAAAAUUAAGCUUUGGUUAAUGAAUCUAUUAAAAAUUUAUUAUUUUAAUAUUAAUUUUGA
Ichthyophthirius multifiliis is the source of this 954-nucleotide messenger RNA. RefSeq lists its product as hypothetical. NCBI's taxonomy places the organism in Eukaryota, Ciliophora, Oligohymenophorea, Hymenostomatida. The record is from RefSeq and is a predicted model, not a curated record. Gene Ontology annotation, molecular function: metallopeptidase activity; deNEDDylase activity; protein binding. The transcript is spliced from 2 exons. Gene Ontology annotation, cellular component: cytoplasm; COP9 signalosome. Gene Ontology annotation, biological process: protein deneddylation.